Aspergillus versicolor CBS 583.65 is the source of this 1902-nucleotide messenger RNA. RefSeq lists its product as uncharacterized. The record is from RefSeq and is a predicted model, not a curated record. The transcript has a single exon. Bases 324 to 1409 code for a protein of 361 amino acids. Lineage: Eukaryota; Fungi; Ascomycota; Eurotiomycetes; Eurotiales; Aspergillaceae.
GGUUUCUGUAUUUUAUCUCAUCUUUAAUUUGUAUUCCUGAAGCUUUGCAACCUGUUUUAGAAUUAGAUCUCAACAAAGGCUAUCCAGACCAGAGCGGUAUCAAGCUGCUUUGCGUAUAAGCAACAGUAAUGGAUUGACUGCCGAUAAAGAUUGAAGAUUCACUAUAGAGAGUUGACUCACAGUAAAUUCGUCUCCGGUGAGGAAGAGUGAAGCAGAAAGAGCACGUGCUUUAGGGCAAGUCAGAACAAAGCGAAGCCGACUAACACAAUAUCAACACCAAAGCACCUGUUAUACACUGCAUUCUAAAUUGUGUCUUCUCAUCCAUGGGACUUCAUUGCGAGGUCAAUUGGCCUAGGAUGGACUCUCUCCCUCCGGAGAUCUUCCACGAGAUCCUUCGAUACGUGAUAGAGACCCAGCCGACCGAUCAUGCUGUUAACACAAGGCUGGUGAACCGUACGUUAAUCUGGAUUCUUACCCCCAAUUUGAAAGGAAAUCUGAGGUUAAUUCAUGUCGCUGGCCCAGACUGCUGGGAACUGUCCAUCACAGCCCUCCUCAUCCGCAGCGCACGCCUAGAAACCGAAAUUGGCAUCGACCGUUCAAGAGCAAGAGACGGCCGCAACUCCAGAUGGUACCCAUUACCCGCAAGAAUGAAGAUGCUCUACAUGUGGCACAAGAUCAAUCAGCACUCUCGCGCACCUACAGUUUUCUCCGUCUGGGUCGAGACGAUGCUAGAGCUCCGAGGCAUCGACGACUCCGACCCCGAUUUCCAAGAAGACGUUAUCCAGCAACUGAUCGGCGGAGCUGCAGUCGGGAACCUGGUGCCGGCUGAAGUGUUUCGGGGCGCGCAAGGGCUUCCUGUGGAGGAAGACAUUCGGGUUCCUGAUUUGCUUCGGUUUGCGUGGGAGCCGCUUGAGAAGACGUACUGGGUUUUGAUUGCCGCAAACGCGAUGAGUAUGGGGGAUGCGGAGGCGCUGGAUUAUUUCCUCACCCAUGGCUAUGACAUGACAGAGCUGAGCAUGCGAUUUCGGGUUUGGAUUAUGAAGAGCCGUGGGAGACUGGUCAGCGAAGAGAUGGUUCGUGUUUUGGUGCAGCAUCGCGCGCCGUUCACCUUUGAGGGGUUGCAGUUCACGAUUGACAGGCAGUAUCUAUUCAGGGCCAUUGAAUCAGGGGAUCAGGCGCAGCUGAAUUUGCUUUUGGAUCAUUUGAAGAGGUGCUUUAGGCGUUCUAUGGGUCUGUUGGUCAACGCGGGCAUAACUCAUGCGAGGUCGAUCGGGAACAAUAACCUGGCGACGGCUCUUGAGGCUCGGCAGAUAGACGACGCCCUGGAAGAGUUUCCAAACAUGAGUAGCGUGCCGUGGAUUGACGCGAGGGCUCAGGCCAUUGCUCUUGAUUUGCUGUUCGAGACUUGAUGGAAGAAGACAAGCAUUGAUGGACCGCUGAAAUGUCCCUUUUGUAUUUUUGUAUGUUAUGCUUGAGCUAAAAAAUAAAGUUCCGCUAAAAGAGACCAUGACUGCUGAUCGGUGUCCCAAAUACGAGGCCGAUGGCACAAUUUGAAUCCUGUGGAUGUUGGCUCUCUCGACAAGACCGUUUCGCACGUCCAAUAUCGUUUAUCAUGGCCCUUGAAGGCCUUGUAGUUUCCGCAACUCAAUCCCUAGGAGUAGUAGAAUCAUUCACCUUCCAAACUCCUCGACCAGCCCGAUCACGACCCACGCAUCUUCCCAUGGUUCUCAAGCGAAGAUCGUUGCCCCUGAAGUGACAACGUCCCACGAGGCCGAACAGCCCCCAACUUGGCGCACCAGAAGGCCCGAGCAGCAGCUCAGCCAAGAACCUGGUUUCACCCAAUUGGCGUGACGAGCUUUUCCAAGAUGGAGAAACGAGGCUGUCACCUUUGCCCGAACCGCU